Gamsiella multidivaricata is the source of this 1868-nucleotide messenger RNA. RefSeq lists its product as uncharacterized. The transcript is spliced from 3 exons. Lineage: Eukaryota; Fungi; Mortierellomycota; Mortierellomycetes; Mortierellales; Mortierellaceae. Bases 221 to 1435 code for a protein of 404 amino acids. The record is from RefSeq and is a predicted model, not a curated record.
CUCUCUCUCUCUCUCUCUCUCUCUCUCUCUCUCUCUCUCUCUCUCCACUCCCCACUCCCCACUCUGCUCUUCUUUUCACUCUCUCCCCCGCCACUCGCUUCAUUCCCUUCAUUCGCUUCACUCGACUGCCCUCUCUUUCCCCCUCUCUCUUCUUCUCUUUUCAUCACACACAUACACACACUCUCUCUUAUUCACAGCCCCCAUAUCCCCCCAGCAGAACAUGACUAUGCCACGGAAACUGGGCACACUCGUGGCAAUUCCGAUCAAGGGCAGGAUGCUACUCAACCGUUCUGGCGGGAAGCAGUCGCCCUAUGUCCAACUCAGACUAGGCGCGGACCAGAAGAAGAGGACCAAGGCCUCGUUGAUAGCGUCGCUCGAGCCAGAGUGGGACCAGGAGAUCCGAUUGGAUGUGUACCAGGGGUGUCUGGCCAUGCGGGUGUCGGUCGUCGACGAGGGCAAGAAGGACGAGCUGGUGGGCGAGGGCACCCUGCUGCUGCACGAAGUCCUCGACAGGGGCGAGCUCGAUGUGUGGUUCCCGAUCAAGCACAAGGGUGCGAUCCACGCAGGCGACAUCUAUUUCGAAUUGACCUUCUAUGCACUCGCUCCGCCUCCACAUCCACAGCAACAUCCACCACAACCACAACAACCACUCCAGGCUGGAGCCAGACCACUACCACACCCUCAACAGCACCAGACCAUCCCACACCCGGCGAUCCGCCAUACCCAGCCAGGCUACAGCAACGCCCAUCCAGGGCGUCUACUACCGCACGCGCCGCCCGUGAACAUGUUCAACAGAACCACACCCGGACCACCAGCACAAUACUCUGGGAACACUUACCACCACCCGGCUGCCUAUGUGGGCCAUCAUGGAACUGGUACCCAUAACAACCAUGCACAGCCGCAUCCGCUAACGCACCAGCGUUCCUUCCCCUCACCCCAACCAUCACCGCCACCACCACCGCCAACAAUAACGACUCCAAUAACUGCAACGGCCGCGAUAGCACCGUUUGGGAAUUCGACCCGCCCUACGGUACCGGGGCACCGUCCAUCCUCUUCGUUGCCGACGUCGUUUGGGCCAACACCAUCGCUGAUGGCGUUCAAACCCAAGACGAAAUACACGGGACCGAAUCACCAAAGACCGCAGCAACAGCAACAGCAGCAGCAGCAGCAGACGUUCCAAAACGGGAAUAACGGUCGGCAACAACAGCUGCAGCAUCCAUCCCCAGGAGGUUGUCCGGGACUACAGACGAAUAUUGGAAAUCGGUUGAACCAGGGGCAGCAGCAGGGAUGUAUCACUGGCUCGGGAUCUAAUCAGCCGAGGCCAAUACCGACGACAGGGCACGCUCAUGGACCACCAGGACAUGGUCAUGGACAUGGACAGAGGUCGAUGACACCGCUUGUGCAGUAUAAUUAUACCCUUGGUAGUUUUCCAUAGUUUCCCUUUCUUUCCCUAGUGCAGAAAGUCGCUCUGGUACAACUGACUACCUUAUAGAAAUAAAAAAGCAUGAAAAGAACGAGCAGAAACAACAAAGUGGCAGAAGAGGUAAGGGUAAGGGAUAGAGGUUAGAAGGUUAGAGGUUAGAGGUUAGAGGUUAGAGAGAACCAAGAAUGAGCAGAGAGAUGUAUGCCAUAGCAUUUAUAUCGUUAAUCAACGCGUUGGGGGAGUUUUUAUAUAUUUAUUUCGCAUAGUCUUUAUUUUAUUUUGUUUUCAUGUAGAUCCUGGUCUCGAAGUAAGAGUCGCGUCGUCGCCCCGAACAACUACAUGGCCAGGACGCAGCCAAGUCCUCUUUGGUCGGCUUCUUGCUGUUCUGUAUCCUUCUUUUUCCCCAUUUCCCCAUUUCCCCAUUUCCCCAUUUCCCCAUUUCCCC